Mauremys mutica (yellowpond turtle) is the source of this 3233-nucleotide messenger RNA. RefSeq lists its product as uncharacterized. The transcript is spliced from 7 exons. The record is from RefSeq and is a predicted model, not a curated record. Bases 316 to 954 code for a protein of 212 amino acids. NCBI's taxonomy places the organism in Eukaryota, Metazoa, Chordata, Testudines, Geoemydidae.
GAAAGCGGGCGAGGGGGCGGCGCGCGGCAGGUCCAGCCGGCUCCGGGUGGAGGGGAGCGAAGCAAUGGGCUAAUAGGCAAAUUAGACCGUGUGCUCAUUUGCAUGUGAUGAUUGACAGCAGUGCGAGCAUCCCACUUGCCAGCUCCUCACUGUUGUUCUUCCCAUGCUCUGGUCCAGCCGGGGGCACACUGAGACCGGGGCUGCUUGGCUGGCAGAUUUUUGAAGGGAUUUAAUGGUGGUCCACUGGAGACCAAGCUGAGCUUGGUCUGCUCAUUUUACUGGUGACUCAAGAAGGAUUUGCAGGCAGGGUCAAAGAUGGAAAAGGUACAGUCCUAUUUAACGUUGGAUGACGAUGACUUGCUCUCUGACCUCAGCAGUGGGGACCUAGAGAUGUUGCUAUCAUUCCUGGUGGGUAAGGUACAUGAAAUCGAAGUGAGAGUGAGCACAGAGAAGGAUGAGAUCAUGAGACUUGAGACAGAAAUAGCACAAUAUGUCGCAGAAAGAGACAACUGUCUGUCACUGGCAGCACAGAUUGUGCAUUUGCAUCCAGUAUUGGAAGAGGAAUUCAAGACUCGAGAACAACUUCAAGCUGUUGCAUCUGAGCUGAAAAGGCUGAAAAAGGAUAUUGCUCAAGAUACCAGUGAGCAGCCAGAUGCGGCCAAAUUAGAACAGUUGAUAGCUGAAUCAGAAACCACGAUAACCUCUCUCCAUCAGAAACAGCAUAUGUUUAAAAGCGAGAGAAUUCAUCUGACUAACAUACUGGAGACCACCCAAAAUACCCUUUCCGAGGCACAGGCAGAAAGCCAUGCAGCUGAUCAGGAGCUGCUUCGCUUGCAGAAGGAAUGUACUGAGCAAGGUAAUGUGAAGUCUUUGGGGAAUAAUGAAGCCGACAGACAGCUGGAUGCCUGCAUCAGAGAGCUGGGAGUGCUAAACCUCCUCGCUAGGAAGAAGUGAACUUCUGUCUCCAGCAGGGGAUAUGUGUUAGUCAGCAGACCUGAAGUUCCGAAUUCCACUUGCAGAAGAUGUAGGCAAGUAGGAGGUGUGUGGCCACCAGUACACUGAGCCGCUGUUGGAGGAGUCAUGGGAAGAGACACCACCUGGAGCGUAGCUGUACCAGGUUAAGCAGCCUGACCGCUCCCCAAUUUGAUUUCAUUUUACUUCAUUCACCUUCCAGCUGUCCACCAGGACAUAGCAGCAAAAUAUUUGAUUGUUCUUCCCCAAUCUCGUCUUCUCUGGGUGCUGCAUGGGGGACAUGAAGCAAAACCUGCUCUAUGAUGAAUUCUGCUACUCUCUGUUUCAUGUAUGCAGGGUUUUAUUUUCAUAAAUAGUGAGACUAGUCCAAUGGUUUGUUGUCAUUGGUGUCAGGGAUGCAGAGACUAAAGGAAACCAAUGGUUUUAAGCCAUUUCAGCCAAACUCUCCUGGCAUCAGCCACUUCCAUGUCAGCUCACCCUGGUUUGUGUGGCUGCUUCCCGUCCAACCAUAGAUUUCCAUUUCCAGCUAGUAGUCUGAUUUCCCUGUCUAGAUAGGCCAUAUCCACUGCACUGUUGCACUUCUGUUGCUGUCUGAUUCCACUUCACAUGGACCUAUUGCCAUUCUUUGCAUUGGAUUGCCUUGAAGUUUCUCCAUGUUGAGAGUAGGGUAUCUCCCAGGCAAUCUGUGAAGAUCAUCAGGUGUAUGUGAAACACAACUGGAGACAGAAGCCAUUUGCUGAUCUGGAAGCUGGCCAGCUCAUGGGAGACAAUGUACAAAAUUGUGGCUAGGUGUAAUUGUAAUGCAGUGUGGCUAGAUUUCUAGAAAGCUCUGAGCAGAGACAUGUUUUUGCAUAACUUUGAAAUAAAGUCAACUUUCUUACAUACGCAGCUUCUUUUUAAUUCAAUCCUUUUGUUCCCUGAAAGGGCUCAAAAGCCCUGCAUGCCAAUGACUUUUGUCCUGUUAUCAAAAAGCAGCAUGGGUGAUGCUCAGUAAGGUGACUGAUACAGUGCACUGAGGAUGCUGUAUAAAUGCAGCAGCAUCCAUCAGGGACCUCAGAGCACUCCACAUGUUGCUAUACAGAGAUCACAGCAGCCACCCUAUGGAAUAUGGUAGCAGUUUAACAGUAGCCAGGAACACUGUACAACAGGUUUAUAGACAGGAAGUGAAAUUACUAUUUUUAGUGAAGCUACAGGUAAUCUUUAGGCAGGCACAAUGUAAUUGCUCACAUUACGAAGUGACCAGGCCAUAUUAUUUGUAUUAUUGUAGAGCCUAUAAACCUCAGUCAUAGACUGUACAGCAGCUAGCACACUGCGGUCCUAAGCACAGGGCAAAAAAGUUGCUUACAUGGAUUUUGUGUCCCUGCUGUAGUAGAAACUGCCAUGGGAUGUCUAAUGACCAGUUGUGGUCAGCACUGUGGAUCCAUCUGUCAUAUAAUAUACAGUUCCAAGGCUCCCCUCCCCCAAUAACAUUCUUGAGUAUUGACCCACUGUUGUAACUCCAAGAAUAGGGUACCACUCACUCCUUGAAAUGCAUGGAUUUUCCCGAGCAAUACAACUGCUGACCCGGUCCCAACCCUGCUUUAAGUAUGAGACUUGAUUAAAUCACAGCCCGAGGUGGGAUGGCUGCAGAGCCUGCCUAUAAAGUAAUCAACUGUCCCCUAAGGUGUGAGUGCAUACAGCUGGUCAUAAAUAGUCGAUGGACUGUUCAGAAAUCACACCAGAUCCCCCACAAUCAUGAGAUGCUAAAUUCUGUUGGGUUUUUUUUUUCAUCCUUUGCCAUCCAGAUUUUGAGCUUUCAGAGUGCACUUUUUCACGUUUUCAAACUCUUCUUUGAAAUCUUGAGGGCUAGAAAUGUACUUCUUUUUGUUUCAAAUGAAAGCAGAGAUUCUUAUCUAAUCACUUGUCUCCAAGACCUGGGGCUUUUAAGUAACACAUCAUGUAUCAUGAGCCUUGCAAUAAAGUUGUGAGAAAUGGCAUCAUUGAUAUGUUAGCUGUAGGUAUGGGAAAUUAUGCUGCAGUUGUCUAUAAUUUCAUAAAUAACAUUGGGAAUGUAGAUAUGGUAGAAUCAGUUAUGGGUUUUUGAUAAAAACCAACUUGAACUAAUCUCUGAUAUUAAUAGGAGGAAAGAAACCUUUGCUUACUUAAUGACUUGGGGAGAUUACACUGAUCCUACUGUACCAUUAUGUGACUUCCAUUCUCUGGGAGAAGGCAAUUCAUUCUCUUGUAAACCUGAUGCUUUGAAGAUGGCAUAUUUUACUUGU